Messenger RNA from Ostrea edulis (European flat oyster), 753 nucleotides. RefSeq names its product clumping factor A-like. NCBI's taxonomy places the organism in Eukaryota, Metazoa, Mollusca, Bivalvia, Ostreida, Ostreidae. The coding region runs from base 1 to 753 and encodes 250 amino acids. The transcript has a single exon. The record is from RefSeq and is a predicted model, not a curated record.
AUGGCGGAUUUAACCAGUAAUUCUCUACACCAUGUAAGCAGUGAUUCUCUACACGAUGUAACCAGUGAUUCUCUACACAAUGUAAUCAGUGAUUCUCUACACGAUGUAAGCAGUUAUUCUCUACACGAUGUAAGCAGUGAUUCUCUACACGAGAUAACCAGUGAUUCUCUACACGAGGUAACCAGUGGUUCUCUACACGAUGUAAGCAAUGAUUCUCUACACGAGGUAACCAGUGGUUCUCUAUACGAUGUAAGCAGUGAUUCUCUACGCGAUGUAACUAGUGAUUCUCUACACGAGGUAACCAGUGAUUCUCUACACGAUUUAAGCAGUGAUUCUCUACACGAGGUAACCAGUGGCUCUCUACACGAUGUAAGCAGUGAUUCUCUACACGAGGUAACCAGUGGUUUUCUACACGAUGUAAGCAGUGAUUCUCUACACAAUGUAAGCAGUGGUUCUCUACACGAGGUAACCAGUGAUUCUCUACACGAUGUAAGCAGUGAUUCUCUACACGAGGUAAGCAGCGAUUCUCUACACGAGGUAACCAGUGGUUCUCUAUACGAUGUAAGCAGUGAUUCUCUACACGAUGUAAGCAGUGAUUCUCUACACGAUGUAACCAGUGAUUCUCUACACGAUGUAACCAGUGAUUCUCUACACGAGGUAACUUACACGUUGUAUUUCUAUUUUUCGUCUGUAAUGGACAAAGAACUCAAGAAUAGAAAGAAUGGCGAUGAUGAAAUUAAAAUUUCGCUAUAA